This is a messenger RNA of Oryza sativa Japonica Group (Japanese rice), 1031 nucleotides long. RefSeq names its product germin-like protein 5-1. The record is from RefSeq and is a predicted model, not a curated record. Lineage: Eukaryota; Viridiplantae; Streptophyta; Magnoliopsida; Poales; Poaceae. Gene Ontology annotation, molecular function: manganese ion binding. Gene Ontology annotation, cellular component: cell wall.
UCCAUUGGAUAAAUUCCAAAAUUAAAAAGUAAUUGCCUCUCGAACAAGCGAGCCCCUUGAUUAAUCAAUCAGUUGCUUAAAAUCUCCCCAAAUAUAUAUAGUCAUACUUAUAUAUAAGCACACAUAGAGAUCGAGUGAUAUAAUCUCUCCAACCAGCAUCUCUCGAAACAUUUCUUCUUUGCAAACUAUUGCAAAUAAUCACCUGAGUAGCCAUGGCCAUGGUUGGGAGAUCGCUGCUGCUGCUGCUGCUGCUUGUUACUCUCGCCGCCGGCCAUGGCGUCGUCGUCGUCGUCGCCUUUGACCCCAACCCUCUCCAGGACUUCUGCGUCGCCGACCCGACGUCCAAAGUGCGGGUGAACGGGCUGCCGUGCAAGGACCCGGCGGCGGUGACGGCGGACGACUUCUUCUUCUCCGGCGUCGGCGAGCCGGCGGCCGGGGGAGGGCGCGGCGCCACGGCGAGCCGGCGGUACGGGUUCACGGCGCGGUCGGUGGACAUCCCGGGGCUGAACACGCUGGGCGCGUCGGCCGCCCGCGUCGACGUGGCCCCCGGCGGCGUUUUCCCGCCGCACUACCACCCGAGGGCGUCGGAGACGGCGGUGGUGCUCGCCGGCGCCGUCUACUUCGGCUUCGUCACGUCGUACCCGGACAGCCGCGUCGUGGCCAAGGUGCUCCGGCGAGGCGACGUGUUCGCCGUGCCGCAGGGCCUCGUCCACUUCCUCCACAACAACGGCAGCGAGCCGGCGGCGCUGUACGCGUCGCUGAGCAGCCAGAACCCCGGCCUGGUGCUCGUCGCCGACGCCCUCCUCGCCGCGCCGCUCCCCGUCGACCUCGUCGCCAAGACGCUCCUCACCGACGAGGCCACCGUCGACAAGAUCAGGGCAAACUUCAUCGUCCACCGCUCUUGAUUUUAGAUAAUAAAUCCUUUAAUUAAUUUUCUCUCUUUGUGGUAAAUGUAAUAUUUAUUAAUUUUCUAAUUAAUUGAUAUGUGACGGAAUAAUAAUCGGAUCAAUUGCGAAAUCGUCAGUUCGUCA